AUGUCUGGCAGCUCUGCCGUCCAUCUCUGGCUUUCUGGGCUGCCAGAUGCAAAGCGAAGCUUGAAGCGCCCUCGAGAGCCCAAUAUGGUCACCCCGCCGCGUUCAUGCUUGCAGACGGAGAGGAGUCAGUCGCCCUCCAAGCGAAAGAUGGAUAAAGAUGCAGACGAGGACAACGGCGGCAGCACCAUCAGCAGAUCCGGCAUCGCCCUCAGUCCUCAGCCAUUUUUACCGUCCUUGGUCAUGAGACCCGGCUCAAUCCACCCAGCCUCCAUCGGCCAUUCUUCCGUCGCAUCCUUCGUAUCCCCCCGGCUGCAGCGGCUUGACAAGCCCGUCCUCUAUCGUCCCAUCGACGACGACGAUCCUGACUUCGAGGAACUUCCCAAAGACGUGCGGCAGCUUCAUAACAACAUUUUGGCCGUUACAAUAGACCGGAUAGACAUCUACCCCGCUGAGAUACGUGCGCAGAUUGAAUCUCUGUUGACGCUUCGUCCGCCCCCAGACUGUGCUUACCGGAAACUUGAGAAAGAAACCGAUCAUAACAGGGAGCGGUUGGCGCAAGGGACAGGUAAAACCGAUGGCCCUUUCUUCAACUUCCUUCCCCUCUCGCCUCUGUUUGCUGACAGACUAGAGACCACCACUCUUCCAGCUCGCUUCGCUCUUGCCGAGUUAUACCAGCUACGCACCAUCGAGAGCCUCGCAAAGGAGUGUCUAGCUCUCCGUCGCUCCGAGGCGGCGUGGAAUGCACUUGUUCACGGGCCUCUACUGAAGCUCGCCCUGUCGAGACAGCAUGGGUCUGUCUUUUACGAGUAUGCGACAUCAGCUAGGAUUCUGCCAUCCUUCCGUCCAUCUCUCAUUACUAGAGAGGUGUCGGAAGGCAAGAUGGUGGACUUUGUUCUUGCACCUAGGCUUAGCGCAGAUCUCGACUCGGCCAUUCAGAACAGGCUGAUUGAGCUUUCUAGGCAGAGCACGUCCUCGACGCUUGCUUCGGCCCAGCUCUUCGUCAAUCAAACCGAUUAUACCCCCCUCAUGCGCUCUCCCUUGGCUGUAUCGAUCGAGACCAAGGUUGCGGGGGCUAGCCCCGAGGAGGGCCGCCUGCAUUUGGGCAUAUGGACUGCUUCCUGGUAUAAGCGUAUGGAAAUGCUCGGUAUUGACCGGCUGCCUACAUUACCCCUUAUCCUCGUCUGUGACCACCAGUGGUCUCUCUACUUUGCUAUCGACUGCCUUGAUCGGAUUGAGAUUCGUGGUCCUCUACAGAUUGGCAUGACUGAUCACCUCACAAGAAUCUACGCCCUGCUUGCCGUGCUGAGGUUGCUCAGCACCUGGAUUGACACCACCUUUCGCAGCUGGGUCACCAAUACAUUUAUAACCAGAUGCUAA
Molecule: messenger RNA, 1377 nt
Organism: Cordyceps militaris CM01
Lineage: Eukaryota; Fungi; Ascomycota; Sordariomycetes; Hypocreales; Cordycipitaceae
Exons: 1
Coding region: 1-1377 (458 amino acids)
Source: RefSeq, a predicted model, not a curated record